This is a messenger RNA of Cannabis sativa, 1019 nucleotides long. RefSeq lists its product as uncharacterized. The transcript is spliced from 8 exons. The record is from RefSeq and is a predicted model, not a curated record. The coding region runs from base 54 to 767 and encodes 237 amino acids. NCBI's taxonomy places the organism in Eukaryota, Viridiplantae, Streptophyta, Magnoliopsida, Rosales, Cannabaceae.
UUGUGAUUAAAUUGGUACGAAAAUAAUUGAGAAAUAAUGGAACUCCAUUGGAAAUGGCGGCAUUCUUAUUCACUCCACAAGCUUCUCUAUUUCCGCUUCCAACCAUUCAAUUCAGGCUUAGGCGCCCCAGUCCCCGGUCAAUUGGUGUGAUUAAGCACAGCACCCGGUGUUUCUCAAGUGACCCAGAUAACAAUACUGGUAAAUCCUACAAGACUCAGACUGAGACCCCUCAAGUUUUGAAAAUUGUGGUCAGUGGAAUCACCGAGCUUCUCAGGCUCCUCUCUUUUUCCCAACAGUCUUCUAGAAUGAACGAGAAACAAAUAGAUGAGUUUUCAGCUUCAAGUGUUGAUGAUGUACUCACCAUACUCCAAUCUGAUUAUCAGAAUGCUUAUUUCGUUACAGGGAUUUUUUCUUCUGCAAUUUAUGCUGAGGACUGUAUCUUUGAAGAUCCAACUAUCAGAUUUCGUGGUAAGGAGUUGUAUUCCCGCAACUUGAAAUUGCUUGUUCCUUUCUUUGACUCUCCAUCUAUUGGAUUGGAAAACAUUGAGAAGGAUCUCUCCUCCGAAACAACAUUUGUGGUAGCAAAGUGGAAAUUAAGGACCUACCUGAAGCUUCCAUGGAGGCCUCUUAUUAGCAUCAACGGAAGUACGGUCUAUGAAUUAGACGGCGAAUUUAAAAUUGUAAGGCAUGCUGAGAGUUGGAGUGUUUCUGCACUUGAAGCAAUUGGCCAGAUAUUUACACCUACCACUGGACAGCCUGAUGACUAACAUAAUUAAUUUAUUAUUAUUAAUUAUUGAUCGUGAUUAGUAUAGUAACAAAAAAGUAAAUAUAACGCUUGCUUAUAUCUGAUUUGUAUGUUUCUGUGAAAUAUUUUACUAUUUUUACAUUAUGGUUUAUAAAGGUCGUUUUGUUGUUAAUAUAAUCAUAUAUAAUGAUGUUAUGUUUAGUUUUUUUGAUUAGUUUAAUAUAUUAAGCGGGUCCCUAUAGCAACUUAUAAUUAACGUUGCGUUUGUUGGUGA